AUUAUGUUCUAUAUAUGCAGAAAAAUCCUUAGAUUUCUGUCAUAAAGAAACAUGUGAUUCUCUCUCCCGCUCUGAAAAAUAAUGUUUUAUUAGGCUUUCUCUUUCUCUUCCCCAGAUCCUGUUCGUUCGUUUGUGGUCUUGCUGGUAUUUAGGGUUUCGCGGGCUCUUCGAACAACUCCCUGAGAGUCUCUCUCCGGAGGAUCCCUAGGUUUUCGAAUCUCUCUACAGACGAUUUUCUCUGGAUUUUUUUUUAUUUCGUUGAUUACUGGGUUUUGGAUACUCUGAAAGUUUAGGUUCAAAUUGAGAUAUUUUAGGAGGAUCUAGGGUUUCAAAACGAUGUCGUCUCCAGAGAAACAGCUCGAAGAGCAGCUCAUGGAAGCUGGGAAUAAGCUGCUUCAGCCUCCUCCUUCAGUUGACGAACUCCUUCCUUUGCUUGACCAAGUUGAGAAUUUCCUGUCAAGGGUGGAGCAGUCACCACCCAAAUCAACACACACUGCGCUUUCUCCAUCAAUGAAGGCGUUGGUUGCAGACGAACUUCUAAGGCAUUCAGAUGUUGAUGUAAAAGUUGCAGUUGCCUCUUGCAUCAGUGAAAUAACUAGAAUUACUGCACCAGAUGCUCCAUAUGAUGAUGACCGAAUGAAGGAUAUCUUCCAGUUGAUUGUAUCUUCCUUUGAGAAUUUAUCUGAUCAGUCCAGCCGAUCAUAUAAUAAGAGGGCUUUGAUUCUUGAAACUGUGGCCAAAGUUAGGUCAUGCGUGGUCAUGUUGGAUCUGGAAUGUGAUGGCCUGAUUGUUGAGAUGUUCCAGCACUUUCUAAAAGCAAUAAGGGAUUUUCAUCCUGAGAAUGUUUUUUCAUCCAUGGAGACAAUUAUGACACUUGUACUGGAAGAAAGUGAAGAGAUUCCACUCGAGCUACUCACUCCCAUACUAGCUACUGUAAAGAAGAACAAUGAGGGAGUUUUACCAAUUGCUCUGAAAUUAGGGGAGAGGGUGCUUGAGAACUGUGCGGUUAAGCUUAAGCCUUAUUUGGCACAAGCAGUGAGUUCAUUGGGUGUUUCUUUAGAUGAUUACAGUAAAGUUGUUGCCUCUGUGUGCGAGGGGAGAAUUGGAACUGUUCAGCACAAUGGUGACAUUGCUAUUGGAAAACAAUUGGCACCAAAUGUUAAUGUUCAGCAAUUGGUUGAUGACAAUAACUUGGAUAAGGCAUCUUCAGCUGAGGCUGUUCAGGCUGAUGAGAACAAGUUAGCUACAGCAGCCUCCGAAGUGGCACCUCAGGUGACAAAAAAUGUAACGGAAGAGGCUUGUACUGAAGACGUUGAUCCUGCUGCAGAAAGAUCUCCUAAGCCAGUUAUGAGUAAUGGUAGUGCAGAGGCUGCAAAUGAUGGAACUAUGGUGGAUCCAGAGUCUUUAAAGAAGCCAGAGCAUGGUCACGUUGCUAAUCAGUCAGUCGACGCUAAUGCAACAAACAAGGUUGAUACUGAUGAGUCAGAUGCUGGGAAAUCUGUCAAAGCAGAGUCUAAGCGAGAAGAAACUGCCAAGACAAGGGGAAGGAAACCCGACACUUUAAUGAGCUCUACAGAUCCUUCAGACUCUUCUCUUGUUGAUAGUGAGAAAGAAGCUGAGAAACUGGCAGACCGUAAAAAAAAUGGCAGCGAGGAUAUACAUAUUUCACCAGCUGAAGAUCCAUCUGCUGUGGCUGAAGCAUGUCCAAAAAAUGAAGAGACUGAUGUUCAGCUUUCUUCACCAAAAGCCUUAGAGAGUGAGGCUUUGAAUAUUGCUUCCCCAUCUCCAAAUGGAAACCUUCCUGAUGAGGCUCGUCCAAAGAAGGUUGGGCGGCCAAAGAAGUGGAGCUUGAUUCAAGAAGAUGCACCACCUGCUGAUGUUAUUUCCAAGAAGGUAUCUGAAGGAACAAGCGAUUCAGAAGUAAAACCACAGAGGCGAUCAGGAAAGAAGGCAACUGCUGUUAUCUAUAAGGAUAAGAUUCCAGCUGUAGUAGAGACAACCCAAAAUGAAGCUGGGACCACUAGUGAUUCAGAAGCAAAACCGCAGAAGCAAUCAGGUAAGAAGGUGGGUGCAAGCAAUGACAUUGAAAGUAAGUCGUCACCAAAGAAAAAGGAAGAUGGAAAAAGGCGUGCACGGGGAAAAGAUACUUCAGAGAAGGAUGGAACUAAAUUCUCCGCUAAAGAUGAUGCCAAAGAUAUCGUUUCCUCACCCAAGUCUGCCACAAAAUCAGCUAAACACGAAAGCCAACUUCAAGAAACUCCUAAGAAGAAUCAGAAAAGAAAGCGUACUGCUGGCGAAGAGCAAGCAUCUGAGGCUGCUGAGUAUGGUGAGAACUUGGUAGGCUCAAAAGUUAAAGUUUGGUGGCCAAAAGAUCAUAUGUUCUAUGAAGGUGUUAUUGAUUCUUUUGAUCCUGUCAAGAAGAAGCAUAAGGUUUUGUAUACUGAUGGUGAUGAAGAAACAUUAAAUCUUGGUAAGGAACGAUGGGAGUUUGUGAAAGGUGAUUCUGCAUCAGACGAGGAGCAAGCAACUGAAGAUCUAAGUCAUGAUGCUUCUUCUGAAAUGCACAAGAGGAAGAAAUCUAAAGCUCAAUCUGAACCGUUGGCAAUGGAGCUUUCUCCUAAAAGGGGUGGAGCUGCUUCCUUUAGCAAAUCCAAAGGCACGUCUGGAAAAUCUGGUCAUAAAUCAAGGGAGGAUGGAAAAGUUGAUAGCAAAUUGAAAGACAGCACCUCCAAGUCUAGUGGUAAAAAAAGCAGUGGCAAAUCUAUUGAUGAGGCCCCUAGAGCUGCUGGCAAAUCCAAGGAUGUUGAUGGUGACACGGCCAAGACCGCCACCAAGUCCAAGCAAGAGACGCCAAAGAAUGUCACCAAAUCUAAGGGUAAAACCCCCCAAAGUGGGAACAAAUCUACUGCUAAUGGCAUGGGCAAAGUGAAAUCUAGUUCAUCAAAGGGGAAAGAAACUGAUGGUGGGAAGGGAAAAUCAUCCGAUUCAAUGAAAACCUCAGAAAGUGUGAAGGCGAAAUCUCUAGAAAGUGGGGCAAAGAGUGGAAAGAAGCGGCGAAGAGGAAUUAAAAGCUGAAUUUUGGUUCUUCCUUUUUGCAAUGUUGGGUAAUAUUUUGUAUUAUCUGCUGCCUAGUCCCUGGGAACAUUUUGUUGUUACCUCGCGCUGCAGGCUGUAGUGAAGCCAUGUAUGUGUCUUUUCCUUCAUAUUUGACCUAAUAUCAGAAUCAUGGGUAGCAUUUCUAUGUUAGUUGGUGUAGAUUAAUACUAGUGGUAGGUGUAAGCUAGUCUCCAUGUUUUCUUGAUUUCGUAGGUGGAAUUUGCGUUGUUUUACUUAUUUUUUAAGGCUGGAGUUGGAACACACUCCGAAGUUAGCUUCUGUUAUGAGAGUACUGUAGAUGUGCUAAGAUUUACAGUCUUGCUCUCAAAUUGACUUUUAUUUUCCCAUCUUAGCUGUUGGAAUGCAUGAUUUGUACUGUACAUGCUUGCUAGUUUGUUGCUACAGAUUUUACAUUUCCAAGUACUUCUGAUUCGCAUGGAUAUUGGAAGAAAUGCUCCUCAAAUUGGAUGCUAUUUGUAUGCUGGGGAAAUUGGGGUAGUUGAGAUUUCAGUUUGUCGUAUGCUCUAAAUUUGUGUUUCUGUUAUCAGAAACUUGUAUAACUCAGUAGCUAGGUCCAAACUUGGUUGUACCUCUUGGAAUGUGCUUCAGUGCUCAUAAAUUGGGCAGAACUUGUACAGUAUGCCUUUAACUGUUGACCUAGUGUUGGUAGACUGGUUUGAUUUAAGUUGGUAUUUCUGUAGAAGCUUGAAUGAAUGACGUUGAUGACACCUGUAAAGAUGAACUGGAUAUUUCAG
Ilex paraguariensis (yerba mate) is the source of this 3851-nucleotide messenger RNA. Lineage: Eukaryota; Viridiplantae; Streptophyta; Magnoliopsida; Aquifoliales; Aquifoliaceae. The record is from the annotation of a GenBank genome assembly.